This is a messenger RNA of Leptosomus discolor (cuckoo roller), 639 nucleotides long. Lineage: Eukaryota; Metazoa; Chordata; Aves; Leptosomiformes; Leptosomidae. The record is from RefSeq and is a predicted model, not a curated record.
AUGGAGGGAUCCCGCUGGCUCCUCUGCCUCUUCUCCAUGUCGUGCUGGUUGAAUUUGAUGCCGACAGCCGGGACUAAAAUCUUCCACUUUGGGCCCUGCAGGGUUCCAGUGAGUGUGACUGAGAUUAGGUCUGGUUUCACCGCAAUUAAAGCCAACAUCGUAAGUAUUGCUCCGGGCUCUUGUGGAGCUGGGGAACUCUUUAGCCAGCUGCUCCUGGAGCCCUGUGGAGCCAGCGUGUACCUCACCAUCUCUGUUUUCCCCGAGCAGCAAGCCAGAGACCGCAUCAGGACCCUCAGCAUCUUGUCUCACCCCCAUUCUCUGCACAAGGUUAAGUCUUCAGAUAGGUGCUGCAUCACCCAUCACCUCUUCAGCUUCUACGUGGACAAAGUUUUCAAACACUGCAAGACCGAGGAUCCGUAUGUCAACCGAAAAAUCAGCAGCAUAGCCAACUCCUUCCUCAGUGUGAAGAGGAAACUCGGGCAGUGCCAUGAGCAAAAAAAGUGCACGUGCGGAGAGGAAUCCACCGAGAAAUUUAAGCAAAUACGUGUGAACUACGAGGCGCUGAAUGUCACAUCUGCAGCAAUUAAAUCCCUGGGUGAGCUGGACAUUCUGCUAGACUGGAUGGAGAAAUCUCGUUAG